Dendroctonus ponderosae (mountain pine beetle) is the source of this 1056-nucleotide messenger RNA. RefSeq lists its product as uncharacterized. The record is from RefSeq and is a predicted model, not a curated record. The coding region runs from base 248 to 1030 and encodes 260 amino acids. The transcript is spliced from 7 exons. Lineage: Eukaryota; Metazoa; Arthropoda; Insecta; Coleoptera; Curculionidae.
AAAUCUUCCACUCAGCAAAGUUUUUCUAUAAAAAAAGCCAUUUGGCUGAUGAACCACCUGAAGAUGGCUUUGGCGCCUCCCUUUUGCCGGGUGUUAUCCUAUAAAGGGAAAUGUGGACGCUUCAGUCUUACGGCAGCGCUCGAAAUAGCUACAUCAGCUACUGUUUAGCAAUCGGAAGUAUUUGCCGAGUUUUACAUAACUAAAGUGAUUUUUGUGAACAAUUUAAUAUAAGAAUGCUUAACUGAACAUGACCAUUCUACACUCAUGCUGUUGCUGGAAGUCUGUAAGACCGGGAAGCAUUGCUUGUGGAGUUUAUACAGGAAUCUACUAUACAGUGAAUGCAGUUCAGUCAGCUUAUCUUCUCCAUGAGGAGAUUCGCUUUAUCAGCAACAGGUCCAAGUCUUCUUUGGUUGACCACGAUUUGACCAGCGGGACAUCUACCGUGUUUUCAGCCCUAAUUUUUGCCCUUUCCUCAACCGGAGUCGUCAGUACAGUUUUUCUAUUUUAUGGAAUAUUCAGGGACUUAAAAUGCCUGCUGCUCCCAUGGAUUUGCAAUAUGACUGUCUUCACUAUAGUGGAUGUUUUCUACAUUAUUCACGGACUGCUCAUACAUGCGCUUCAAUGGAAUCCUUCGGUUGCCAUUCUCAUAACAAUCGAUUUCUUCCUCAAUGCGUUGAACCUUUACGCGAUAUUGUGUGUUAUCUCGCAAUAUCAAGAGUAUAAAGCCGGACGAGGAAAACAUCUAACUAACUCACACCUGAGCUCUAGCCAUCAGCAAGUGGGCGCCAGUGGCUUGACCGUACGCAAACCGGCAAUUUUUCUGGACAGAAAAUGCAAAGCAACCGGAAAUCCAGCGGGAAAACCGAAAAAAACCGUGAAAUUCGGAGAUGGUUCCAAUAAAAGCACUCUUAUGGUUCCGCCCCUAUGGGACGAACCGAAACUGGCAUCGAACGGGUUUGAUACCGCGCCAUUGAUCGACACGAAUCACACAAAUGUGCAUGUAGGAGUAGGAAAAAACACUUUUAAGUAAAAUAAAGCAACGCUUUAUGGAAUAAA